AUCCGGAAUGGUCUUCCGUUAGAACUUUAGUGCGUUCCCCGAACUUCCGGGAUGAGUUUGAGUAAAGUCUAGGGUGCGAUGCUGAGAUACCGGUGCCGAUUGGCUAGGCUUGCACUUAGGAUCUUUGCCACAGGAAUGAAUUCACACGUCAUCCCAGCAUGAUCUGCUAUUUUACAUGGAUUUCUAAUUGAGAUAAAAAGGAGUGGUACUCAUCCGUGCACGUUUCGUCUUUACAUUUAAGAGUAUAAAUACACACAUCGGAACAAAUUGCCAUCAUUUCACGUAAUCAGUGAACGUUUUGGGGAACUACCGAGGGCACCGGUCAUGCGGAGUGAUAAUGUGUUAAAUUACUCAAAGUCUACAUUUAGAUUAAGAUGAAGUUAGAGCAAUAAUUCAAACCACAUUUGAUUGAUCCCGAAAAUAAACAUUACCCGUUCAGCGAUAAGGAAUCACGAUGCAACAGCAUUGGGUGUUUUUACUCUGACGUCGGAGAACACACCGGAGUACCCAAGCUCAACUCGUGGAAGGAACAUCAACAGUUAUUUGCGUUGACGAAAAUUUCAAAAACAUGAAUGACACGUUUCUUGAUGAUAAUUCGACUGUGAGCAAUGCUACCGGGAAGCAGUGCCACACAUGGCUGGCGGAUGAACUUCCGUCAUUCGUCAACAUCACCUUAGAUGACCUUAACAGCCAAUUUGUGCGAAGGAAUAUCGGAGGCAUUGGGCUUCUCUCUAUUUUCAUCGUUAUUGGUCUCAUCGGAAAUACCCAUGUUCUGUUCAUAUACUUACGCCAGUUUCGGACCUCCAACUAUAAGAUAUAUGUCCUAUAUCUUGCCAUAAUGGAUGUCAUGAAUUGUUGCGUUGUAGCGCCCCUUGUGAUAUCGUACCUAUUCUUUCCACUGACGUACCCGUCUCUAGCAUUGUGUAAGGUAUUCCGGUUCUGCUUGUACUUGUUUUCUAUUGCUUCCACUUCCUCCAUGGUGGUUAUCGCCAUCGACCGACACAAAAAGAUAUGCAGUCCUCUUGGUCCGCAGUUUACCAUUCGGAAGGCGAAGCUUUUGUGUGUUGGAAGUUUCGUGUUUUCAAUCAUUCUUUCCUGGCCCGCUACUAUACUGUAUGGACUCAGCUCAAUAGAAACCGGAAUUCCAGGAGUUCAAACCGGUUAUAGAUGUUACACUCACGAUGACUAUAAAGGAUCAAUGUACCAGGUUGUAUUCCAUCUGAUGCUUACAGUGUAUUUCAUCGCUGUCAUUACCUUACUCAUCAUAGUAUAUAUUAAAAUUGGUCGUCACAUACACGCUCACAGAAAGUUUCAAUCAACUAUCCGACGGAUGUCUGCAAGAUCGGAAGAAGAAAUAAAAAUGGCUACCGGAAGUGCUGCUCGUAAAACAACCUGGACAUUAUGCGCAGUAACCAUUGGGUAUAUUUGUUGUGCGUUGCCACAUCACACGCUUGCGCUGUUGAUAUUUAUCAACAAAAACUUUGACUGUGAGUUGUCACUUGAAGGGUCUCAAGUAUAUUACACAUUUAUUUGGUCAUACUUUGCAAAUAGCGUCAUUAAUCCUUUAAUAUAUGGGAUCAGGGACCGGAAGUUUAGAUUUGAAUUUCGUAACAUGUAUAAAAGAUAAUUCGUAUGAGAGAAUUUGAUGCAUGAUGACAAUCACAUUUCAAAUGCAAUGUAGUGUAUAAUCGUUAAAUCAAAUCAUGAGCGAAAUUUAAUUCUAUUUCAUUUACAAAAUACUGUAAACGUGCAUAUUAAAGCGAUAUUCAAAGCGUUUUUCCUUCUUUUUUUUAAACUUGAGCUAAAUUAUGAUUGCACUUAUUGACGUUUCUGUGCAUGUAAAUAGUAUUUUAUUGCAUAUAUUGUGAAUGCUCCAAUUCACCAAUGUGCUAAUAAGUUCGAAUGCGAUAAUAUCCUAAAAUCUGGGGUUGUUAAAAUUUAGUACUUUUUAACAGUAUGUGGGUAGCGAUUCUAACGUCUAUGUACAACUAUGGCAUUUGUGGGGUUUGCAUAUAUCUGUCUUAAACCUAAUAUUGUAAAUGGUUUGCCCCUAUUAUCAUUCCUUGAUAUAAAUUAUAACAUUGACACACUUAGGAAAAUAUGAUUUUUGUUUUUUAUAUAUCGUUUUUUUGUAUUUUGGAAUUAUUAGAAAAAAAGUGUAAACGUUUGCCUGUUCACUUUAAAAUGAAAUCGAAACGAUCUUUUUUUUUUUAGUUUGCAGCAAAUUUCAGAUAUGUUUUAUUGUUGUCAUUCAUGUUGUAUUCAAACCCACAACAACAAUCGUAUUAGCAUAUAAGUCUAAACAAAUGAAAAUAAGUUAUGUUUGUGGUAAGUAGUUGUAAUUUCAAAAGAUUGAAUACAUAAUCAUUUCAUAUACCAAAUAUCUGGAUAAUAAACAUGAUUUGAAAAUCUGAAAUUAAAUUAUUACAAUUUUCGAAAAUAUCUCGGUUUUGAAAGGAGACCGUCCUUUUUUAAAAGUCCUUUUAUACCCGACAUAAAUCAUAUUUCCUUUCUUGUCGCGAAUUAGUUUUAUUAUAAGGAAAACAGCCUAUUUUCUAAUCAUUAUAACUAAGAUUUGUAAAUUAGCGUUUCAUUGUGUUUCCAUAAAUAUUUGAUGCUAUGGUUGUAUAUAUGAUGUAACAGCCGGAUGAUCUAGAACACUUACUGUUUAAACGGUUCGAAAAUAAACCGGAUUUGAAAACAGGCUUAAGAUUCUUUUCUAAAACUAUAUGAGCCAUCGCUUUUGUUAUCGUUAUUCUUAUUCCGUCUUUGCGUAUUGCAGAGUUAUCUUCUCUUGAAAGCAGGUAUUGAUUGUUACGUCAUUUGUUUGU
Molecule: messenger RNA, 2831 nt
Organism: Mizuhopecten yessoensis (Yesso scallop)
Lineage: Eukaryota; Metazoa; Mollusca; Bivalvia; Pectinida; Pectinidae
Product: orexin receptor type 2-like
Exons: 3
Coding region: 569-1627 (352 amino acids)
Biological process (GO): neuropeptide signaling pathway
Cellular component (GO): membrane
Molecular function (GO): neuropeptide receptor activity
Source: RefSeq, a predicted model, not a curated record